UUCAGGUCCUUCAGGAACGAAGAACGUAGAACCAGUUUAGGCAGUGAGACGAAUUUUGCAUAUUUUCAGGGGAAAGUUCUUAUUCUUUAACAGCCGGAAUUUGUGAAAAAUACGCACUCGAAGCAGCGAACGACGACGCUCGCUCAUGCAUUUGUUACCACGGCAACCAUCCUCCCGUUGCAGGACCGCCGCCAUCAGCCAGGAUGUCGUCGCCGGACGCUAUCGUGGGAGAGGGGCCGAGCCGGGAGAGCGUUCAGAGGGAGAUCAGAGACAAGGUCUCCAAGCUGGAGGAGGGACUGCAGCAGCUGGAGGUGUCGAGGGAGGGACUCGCGCGGAACGUGAACGAGGUGCAGUGGCAGGUGCGCUCGGCGGUGAGUCGCAUCAUGGAGACGCUGCGUAACAGGGAAAUGUGGCUGCUGGGGCAGGUCGAGACGAUCCAGCACAGCCGCGAGGAGGCGCUCAAUGGCCAGCUGUCGCGCGUCAACCAGGCCAUCGCCGGCUGCUGCGCGCCGCGUCACCAAGUUCGCGGAGGACGGCAGCGUGAACGCGGCCGCGGUUGAGGCGCGCCUCGACCAGUGUCUCAAGCAGCUCGACCAGCUAUGCGACACGUCCGACCACAGCCAGGUGGUGCUGCGCGCCGACACUAACUCGCUGCGCGACAACAUCCGCGGCUUCGGCGCGAUCGAGACGCGCCGCCAGGGGGCGCCGUCGUCGCUGCCCGGCGCCGCCGCGCUAACGUCGCAGUGCUUGCCGUCGUCGCUCGAGGAGUACGAAGAUCUCGACCACCACCUGAUGCACAAGCCUGUCGCCGACCCGUUCAACAUUGUUGUCGCGUUCCCGAAGCUAUCUGGUCGCCGUGACGACUGGCUGACCUCGUCCGGCACCGCGACCCCGACGACCGACGGCGCGAAGCCAUGGCCGCCGUCGUCGGGGGCGACGACGCCCUCCGCCGCCGCGCCGAGACCGCCGCAGCAUCUCAACAUACCGCAGCGCCACCUGGAGCUGGGCGGUAAGGACACGCCUGUGAGUGCGCUCAGCGAGGACUCGGCCCUUAGCAUCCAGCACUGGCUGCAGCAGAUCAAGACUGAGACGGAGGCAGAGCCGACCGUCUACGAUGACUUUGAGGUGAUACCGUGGGGCGCGUCGGCGUCGGCCGCUGCAACGUCGUCGUCAGGGGAGGAGUCGUUGUUCGGCGUUCUCGAGGCGCCCGACACGCCUCGCUACUUCAAGAGAGUUCUCGAGUCGCCCAGCAGCAGAUGGCUCGUCGCCGUGGCGACGGAGGUGUCUCCCAGCGCCACCUACCAGCGGCUGCAGUACUUCGUGAAGGUGACGGACAACUGGGACAAGUGGCUGAGCAGGAAGAGCAAGAAACGGCAGGACAGCGAGGAGGGUGGCACGGCGUCGCCGGCGGCGACCGACGGAGAGAUGCUCUUUCCUUACUUCCAGCAGAUCUCGAGCAGCGUCGAAGGCUGGCUCUACAACCCGAGACUGACCGAGAAGCUCGUCAACGCUGUCCGCCGCGCAAGCCAGCACAGUGGCGCCCCUUCGCCACCGCCUCCCACGCCCACCAACCGUUCCCACGGCGACGGCGACGAACUUGGCCACUUCAGGCGUGUCCGUGCGGCCUCCCGCUCUGAUUGGCUGAAGAAAUUCUCUGCCGGUGAGGCAGUGGCGGCAGGUUCGCGCAAGCGCGCGUCCCCGUUCGCUCACUUUGAGCGUGUAUCCAAGGACCCCUCCGAUUGGCUGAAGAAGAACGGCCAGGAGGCGCCGGCGUCGCCCGACGGAGCGUCACCGUUCGCCCACUUCGAGCGCAUCUCGAAAGACCCCUCCGAUUGGCUGAAGGAAUGCGUCGGCGCGGCGAUGCCCGACCGCGUCGCGUCGCCGCCCCCGCUCUUCCGGCACGUCUCUGCGAACGCCGGAGAUUGGCUGCGCCGAGAUUCGGACGGCGAAUCCGUCCCCUUCGAGUUCGUCUACCCGCCGGCGGCGUCCGACGUCACCAAGCUGUGCCCCCUGGUGGCCGCGGAUUCUCCGUCGUCGUCGCCGGGGGUUGUCUCAGCGUGGUUGAGGGUUGAAGACCCUCUCGGCGCUCACGCGAUGGCGCCAAGCUCUCAACCCGCCGUCGCUGCCGCUACGGCGGAAUUUCACCCGUUCCCGCUGGGCACUCACGUCGUGGCGGCGACUGUUCAAUCCGCCGCAGCAGCAGCAGCAGUUACGGCGGAUCUCAACCCGUUCCAACAGCCGCUCAACGUCCAAGAAUGGUGCAAGGUCGCAGCGACGCAGUGACGGGAUGUAUGGUGAGGAAGGAGGAGGAGGAGGAGGAGGGGGAGAGGGAGAGGGAAGAUGAGGCAGGAGUGGGAUAGGGAGGGUUUCUCAGGAAGGAGGGUUAAGUCUGCGUAGAGUAGGGCAAGGAGAGAGGGGAAGAGGGUGGGGAGGGAGUGGGAUAGAAAACGUUUUAUCAGGAGGGACAGGAAACUUGUGUAGCAUAGUUGUAGAGGGAGGGAGAGAUGAGGGAAUGUAAUUAAUGAGGGAAGGUUUUUUUUUAGAGAAAAGUGGAGCGUGGGUAGAAGGGUGGGAGGCUAGGUGAGGAGGGGAGAGGCUGGGAAUAAACUAAAUGCACAUGGAGGGAAGAAUAGGAUGACAACUGCUAGUGCACUCGCACAGAUCACUGGCUAUUGCCAAGUGAAGUAGCACAACGCAUACUUAUUAUUUAAGAUUCGGUGCCAAGUGGCCAAUGUUUAUUUUCCAUGUUUGCAAACUUAACCGUUAAGCAUUAACAAAAUAAUAUAUUAAAGCUGAAUGGUAUAUUUGUAGAAUACAUUUAUUUACUAAAAUAGGUGAGAUUUUUGAACUAAAAUUGUGAAAUGAUGUAUUUUCAGUGGCUCUUCCCUAGUUGGGAAACAACUGACUACAUUCUAAUUUUGUGUACAUGAUAUAUGGUAUAUUUAUAUAUAUAUAUAGGGCCUAUAUAUGUGUAGCACUUACAUUAUUGUCUAGCUUGCUCGUUGCGAGAAAGCCCAAAGUAUUUUAUCUCUCAAGCUUUCUCUCUAGUCAUCACUGCCAGUGUGCAGUAUGUGGCCAGCAACCUGUUACCGGUCGUGUGACACUCGAACAUUUCUGCUACACUAUAUAGGAUAUGCUGACGACUAGGGUACAUACGUACUUAGAGGGUUUUACUGCCAAUACGAGAGCGUCCGAUUGAAAGUUCUCGCGUUUGUAGCGCGUGAUAUAUACGUGCGCCACACGAGGAGCAGGUUAAUAUCAACCUCGUGGCUUUUAAUUAUGCCAAUAAUAAUAUGGCAAUAAUACGUCACGAUCACUUGCCACAUGGAAAGCUUGCUGUUGCUAGAUAUUAAGCUUUCUGUUGCCAUAUAAGAAGCUUUCAGCGGUCAUAUUCUAAGUUUUCAGUUGUCAUAUACCAUGCUUUCAGUUAUGUUGUCAUAUACUAAGCUUUUAGUUACCAAAUGCUAAACUUUCUGUUACCAUAUAAUACACCUACUGUUGUGAAGGUUUUCGAAAAUAAAUUGCUUCUGCGUUGGUAAAACCCA
Priapulus caudatus is the source of this 3545-nucleotide messenger RNA. RefSeq lists its product as uncharacterized. The transcript has 9 exons. The record is from RefSeq and is a predicted model, not a curated record. Lineage: Eukaryota; Metazoa; Priapulida; Priapulimorpha; Priapulimorphida; Priapulidae. Bases 463 to 2283 code for a protein of 606 amino acids.